Trichomycterus rosablanca is the source of this 2236-nucleotide messenger RNA. Its product is annotated as protein-glutamine gamma-glutamyltransferase K-like. The record is from RefSeq and is a predicted model, not a curated record. Lineage: Eukaryota; Metazoa; Chordata; Actinopteri; Siluriformes; Trichomycteridae. Gene Ontology annotation, biological process: peptide cross-linking. Gene Ontology annotation, molecular function: protein-glutamine gamma-glutamyltransferase activity. Bases 1 to 2112 code for a protein of 703 amino acids. The transcript has 12 exons.
AUGAUCAUUUAUCUCUCUCUCUCUCUCUCUCUCUCUCUCUCUCUCUCAGGUAAUCAGCUAGCGGUUGUUUCUAUAGACCUCCUCAAGUCUAAAACAGGUCCAAACCGGAAGGAGCAUCACACCGACCGCUAUGAUAGUAAAAACCUCAUCAUACGUCGAGGGCAGACCUUCCAGAUGUGGAUCGAGUUCUCUAGACCGAUUGAUUUCAAGAAAGACAAAAUAGAACUUGAAUUCAGACUGGGUCCUUUGCCAAUGAUAUCAAGGGGAACACUAGUGAUUGUUCCUCUAGUUAACGUGUUGCAGAACAAUAGCUGGGGGGCCAAGAUUGUCGAACAGAACGGCAACAAAAUUAAACUGUUGGUGAACUCCCUGCCAACUGCUCAGAUUGGUCGAUAUGAAUUAAUCAUAAAAACAGUGAGCCCAAAAGGGUUCAGCAAAUCGACUAUCAAGCCUGAAAAUGACAUCUACAUGCUGUUUAACCCCUGGUGUGAAGAUGACUCGGUGUAUUUGGAAAAUGAAGAUGAAAGGAACGAGUACGUUCUGAACGAUGUCGGGAGGCUGUACUACGGAACCGAAUAUCAGAUUGGAGCUAGAACAUGGAAUUUUGGACAGUUUGUUGAAGGGGUUCUGGAAGCAUGUCUGUUUGUACUGGAACGCAGUCGAACUUUCGGUGUAGGGUGGGGAAACCCUACUAACAUUGCCAGGGUUGUUUCAGCCAUGAUCAACUCUCCCGAUGAGGGGGGCGUGCUGGAAGGUAACUGGUCGAACGACUACGCGGAUGGGACCUCCCCUACAGCCUGGAGUGGUAGUGUGGAUAUCCUGAGGCAGUACCACACAAAUAAAGGCUCGCCUGUCAAAUACGGACAGUGUUGGGUAUUUUCUGGGGUCACCACCACAGUUCUCAGGUGUUUAGGCAUUCCCACCCGCAGCGUCACAAACUUCAGUUCCGCCCACGAUACCGACAAUUCCUUGACCAUCGAUGUGUAUUUGGAUGAGAACCUGAGUCCAAUCGAGAGGCUCAACAACGAUUCUAUCUGGAACUUUCAUGUAUGGAAUGAAAGCUGGAUGUCCCGUCCUGAUCUUCCAGUUGGCAUGGGUGGCUGGCAGGUGGUGGAUGCCACUCCUCAAGAAACAAGUCUGGGCUUUUUCCGUUGUGGCCCCACACCUGUAGCAGCCGUCCGUCAGGGACAGGUCUUCUUCAAAUAUGAUGCCCCCUUUGUGUUUGCUGAGGUCAACAGUGACCGACUCUACUGGCAGAAGAAAGCUAACAACUCUUUCACUCAGAUUGAUUGUGAAAAGAAUGUUGUGGGCCAUUGCAUCAGCACCAAGGCCGUUGGCUUGGACAAGAGAGAGGACAUAACACACCUCUACAAACACCCAGAAGGGUCUGAGGAAGAACGAAUCUGUGUGGAAACUGCCUCCCUCUACGGUUCCAAGCCUAACCUCUACUGCCCUGCCACAGCCAAGGAUGUCACCGUAGAGAUCUCAGUGAACAAGGAGGGGCCAGAGGUGGGCGAAGAUGCCAAGCUGUUCAUCACUGUGAAGAAUGGCAGCUCUGAGCAUCGCAGUACCACUCUGUACAUCCAGGUGGCAGUUAUGUAUUACACGGGAGUCCUAAAGGGCACCUUAAAGCAGGAUCAGUUGGCAGUGAAGCUUAACCCCAAAGAAGUCCAGACUCAGGUUUGGACCCUUCAUUAUGAGGACUAUAAGGGGAAGCUGGUGGACCAGGCGGCCCUGAUGCUCAACCUGUCAGGACGAGUCGGUGAGACCAAGCAAAUUUUGGCAACGCAGUUCAACUUCCGCAUGCGCACUCCAAACCUCAGCAUCGUUCCUGUAGGCGACGCUGUGGUGGGGAAAGAGAUUUCAGCUACAAUCAAAUUUAAGAACCCUCUGCAACGCGUGCUGACCAAUGUCAAGUUCCGCAUUGAAGGACUGGGCUUGCUGUUAACCAGAGAGAUUUCCUACGGUGAUGUGGGCAUCCAGGGGUCAGUAACUCUGACUGAGAAAUUUAUUCCUACGCUGCCUGGACCACGAAAGCUUCUCGCCACUCUGGACUGUUCUCAGCUCAGACAGGUUCACGGUUCUGCCGACAUCAGCGUCAAAGAAAAGUGAAGACACUGUGAAGAGGGAGCUCAAGUCAUGAUAACGGCAAUUACCAGGCUUCAUGACAUUUUAUCUUAACUUCUAUUUGGUGUUUUAUUUACUUUUAUUAACAAUUAAAAGCCCUAGGCUAUCA